Molecule: messenger RNA, 2021 nt
Organism: Theobroma cacao (cacao)
Lineage: Eukaryota; Viridiplantae; Streptophyta; Magnoliopsida; Malvales; Malvaceae
Gene: FZR3
Product: FIZZY-related 3
Biological process (GO): positive regulation of anaphase-promoting complex-dependent catabolic process; positive regulation of ubiquitin protein ligase activity; anaphase-promoting complex-dependent catabolic process
Cellular component (GO): anaphase-promoting complex
Molecular function (GO): ubiquitin ligase activator activity; protein binding; anaphase-promoting complex binding
Source: RefSeq, a predicted model, not a curated record
GCACGCACCACGUCGUUUUUAAUUCUUUAAACAGUAAAACGACAGUAUCUCUACUCCCUAUCCCCACUACUCUGCCCUUUUUUCCAAGCACAUAACACAGACCGCUCCUCUCUAUCCUACCAAAAAAGAAAAGAAUUUUUUGACCGUUGCAAACCUUCCCCUUCAGGCUUCCCAAAAAAGGCAGGAAAAUCAGCUCCCCUAAAACACUCUUUGAAACCAAAGGGGAACCUUUUUUCCAGCUCUUCCAUUUCUCAACUUCUUUUCUGAAAACAAGAGAAACCCAUUUUUCUCAAGCACUCAAAGCUUCAGAAAGAUCAAAGAAACACCUGAAAAUGGAUUCACCGCAAAGGAGAAAAAGUGGUCUAAACCUCCCUGCUGGAAUGAAUGAAACUUCACUUCGGCUGGAAACUUUUUCGGGUUCUUCUUCUUCGUUUCGUACAGUUUCGAUAUCUUCACCACGGAUGAUAUCGAGUUUAACUUCACCAUCAUCGUCAAAAUCAUCAACUUGUAGCGAUAGGUUUAUUCCAUGCAGAUCUUCUUCAAGGCUACACACUUUUGGGUUGAUAGAGAAGGAGUCACCGGCUAAAGAAGGAGGAAAUGAAACGUAUUCCAGGAUUCUGAGAUCUGAACUUUUUGGUUCUGAUUUUGGUUCUUUUUCUCCUGCAGGUCAAGGUUCACCUAUGAGUCCUAACAAGAACAUGUUAAGGUUCAAGACUGAGCAUUCUGGACCUAAUUCUCCGUAUUCUCCUUCCAUUUUGGGCCAGGAUAGUGGGUUCUUUAGUGAGGCCUCUACUCCUCCCAAGCCUCCACGGAAAGUGCCCAAGACCCCCCAUAAGGUCCUGGAUGCGCCGUCACUUCAAGAUGACUUCUAUUUGAACCUGGUUGAUUGGUCAUCACAGAAUGUACUUGCAGUUGGGUUGGGUACUUGUGUUUAUCUAUGGACUGCAUCAAAUAGCAAAGUAACAAAGUUGUGUGAUUUGGGGCCAAAUGACAGUGUGUGUGGUGUCCAAUGGACCCGGGAAGGUUCUUACAUAUCCAUUGGUACAAAUCUUGGUCAAGUUCAGGUAUGGGAUGGAACUCAGUGCAAGAGGGUCAGAACCAUGGGCGGCCAUCAAACAAGAACUGGUGUCUUGGCUUGGAAUUCACGAAUCCUAUCAUCAGGUAGCCGGGAUCGCAACAUACUUCAGCAUGAUCUUCGAGUUUCAAGUGACUAUGUCAGCAAGCUUGUUGGACACAAAUCUGAGGUUUGCGGGUUGAAAUGGUCACAUGAUGACCGAGAGCUUGCAUCAGGUGGAAAUGACAAUCAGCUGUUGGUCUGGAACCAGCAUUCCCAGCAACCAAUUCUUAAAUUGACAGAACACACGGCUGCUGUCAAAGCCAUUGCUUGGUCACCCCACCAGAGCAACCUUCUUGCAUCAGGUGGUGGAACUGCUGAUCGAUGUAUCCGCUUUUGGAACACUACCAAUGGUCAUCAAUUGAACAGCAUAGACACAGGGAGCCAGGUAUGCAAUCUAUCAUGGAGUAAGAAUGUGAAUGAGCUAGUUAGCACUCAUGGAUAUUCUCAAAAUCAGAUUAUGGUAUGGAAGUAUCCAUCAAUGGCAAAGGUUGCAACUCUAACCGGCCAUAGUCUUCGAGUCCUCUACCUUGCUAUGUCGCCCGAUGGACAGACCAUAGUGACUGGAGCAGGGGAUGAGACUUUGAGGUUUUGGAAUGUCUUCCCAUCUGUGAAAACACCAACACCGGUCAAAGAUACAGGACUCUGGUCAUUAGGACGAACCUACAUUCGAUGACACUUGAAUUUUUUGUAAAUGGAAACACUGCCAUAAAAGCAAUCAAGGGAAAGAAUUUACAAAGGGAUUUUUCUUUUCUAUUUUCAUAAAAAUAGAAAAGGGAUAGGAUUUGAAUGUAUCUUUGUAUAUUUUUGUUUCAUUUUCUGAUAUUUGUAAGUAAUCAUAGCUUUACAUUGUUUAAUUGACACACGAGGAAACAAGGAAAGAAUUGGAAAUUUUCACUAUUUUGCA